AUGCGCUCUUCAACCCGAUUCAAUGGCCUGGGAGAGGCGCGUUAUACCUACUCGGUCCCGGUCGAGAUCGCGGAACGGGUUCUAUCGCACCUCGGCAAACCCUCUCUCGUCCGCUGUCUACGCGUCUCGCUCACCUUCCACCUCCUCGCCGCCCCACGCGUAUACCCUCUCAUGUACCGUAAUAUGUCCAUCAGUCCACCAAACACCAUCUCCUUCCUCUCGGAAAGCCACCAGCUGGUCAAGCGCCCUUUCCGGAAGAAUCCCACGCCCGAGGACCUCGCUCGGAUCGGUCGGAUCGUCGAUACCCUCCCCUGCCCCUUCGAUUAUAUCACCCAUCUCACCCUCUUCUCCCAUCGUCGGUCGGCAUGCUACUGCUCGGAUCCGCUCGUGCUGCCCGCUCUCGACACCCUUCACAUUCGGCCCAGCUGGUCCGAGACCGAGCUCCAUCUCUGCUAUGGCUGGCAUCUACCCAGCAACGCCGCCUGUCCGUCCUACACCCAGAGCCGCCAGCGCGCAUCGUCAUGCAGAUGUGCCGCACCGACUUGCUGUCCGCUGAUCACUCACCUUCGUCCUCGUCGGCUUAUCCUCGGAGGCGUCGCGAUCCCGACCGAUUUCACGGGUCAGGCCAAGGGCCUGUGGGAAUUCCUACCGUCCUCGAUCUCGGAACUCAUCAUCCUCGUCGGUAUGUUCAGCGGGUACGACCCAAACAUCUCUUCCCUUCCCUACAAGAUGCGGACAGUGGAGAGAAUCACGCUCGUCUUGGCGUGCGGAAACGAGGGAUGGCAGCGUAUGCGGGGAAAUGGUGAUCUGUCCGCCAUGGAGGAGAUAACCGAGCAGUGGGAUAGUGUACGUCUCGGGCACUGUUUGAUGGCGCUCUUGGCGGGAGUCGGGACGGAUAAGCGUCAGACGGUGGAGAUGAUCGGAGCGGAGCGGAUCGACCAAAACCCCAAUAUCCCCGUCGAUAGCGAGGACAUCGAGGAUUUCGCCGAGUAUAUCCGGACGGCCUUGGCGGAGGAGAUGGAGGAGCGGGGCUGGAGCAAGGCGGAAGCGCAAGAGAGGUCAGAUGCGAUCGAGUUUGGAGACGCGCCGGAGUGGGAGGAGCGGGAGGGCUGGUUUCGAGCUCAGAUGGACAUCUGGACGUUUGGGGCCCUCCAGGAGAAAUUCCGGGAUGUGCGCUGGUACGAGGAGGAGAGCGAGUCGGAUAGUGGCGAGGAGGGUGGGGAGGGAGGAGAAGUGGAAGGGAAGGGCAAGGAUGAAGGGGACGAGGAGUCUAUCGGGUCGGGUUCCCUGGGCGGAGAUAGAUGA
Dioszegia hungarica is the source of this 1305-nucleotide messenger RNA. RefSeq lists its product as uncharacterized. Lineage: Eukaryota; Fungi; Basidiomycota; Tremellomycetes; Tremellales; Bulleribasidiaceae. The transcript has a single exon. The record is from RefSeq and is a predicted model, not a curated record. The coding region runs from base 1 to 1305 and encodes 434 amino acids. Gene Ontology annotation, molecular function: protein binding.